Malassezia vespertilionis is the source of this 1530-nucleotide messenger RNA. RefSeq names its product Pre-rRNA-processing protein ipi3 (gene IPI3). Gene Ontology annotation, biological process: DNA-templated DNA replication; rRNA processing. The record is from RefSeq and is a predicted model, not a curated record. Lineage: Eukaryota; Fungi; Basidiomycota; Malasseziomycetes; Malasseziales; Malasseziaceae. The transcript has a single exon. Gene Ontology annotation, cellular component: nuclear pre-replicative complex. Gene Ontology annotation, molecular function: protein binding. The coding region runs from base 1 to 1530 and encodes 509 amino acids.
AUGGCGCAGAGCUACCGAGCACUCGCGGCGCUCUUCCCGAGCGAGGUGCUCGUCACUUCCACUGCUUCUCCCGCGCAGCGUGGUGCGCUUUAUGUGCUGGACACUGCAUCGGGGUCUGCGGCGCCGCUCCUGCACUGGAAAGGCGCGACGCACGUCGGCCAGCACAGGCUUGCCUGCCUCGGCUCGUCGACCCAUGCAGCGGGCGACGCAGGAAUGAGUGGGAUUGUGAUUGCAAUGGAGCAGGACAAGGCGGUGCUGCAGGUAUACUCAUGGCAAAAAGACCAGCCGGUCGCGCGAAUUGUGCUACCGCAAAAAAUGACGUGCAUUGCCCUUUCACCGGACGGCACGUUUGUCGCUGCAGGCAGCGACGAUGGGCGCCUGUAUGUCUGGGAGCUUGCCACAGGCGCGCUCAUCUGCUCUUUCGAGGCACACUACCGCGCUCUGCGCCUCCUGCGUUUCACAAGCGACGGCGCGGCACUCGCGACCGGCGGCGACGACGCGCGCAUCUGCGUCUGGAGUUUGCCGGGUAUUGUACAGCACACGGACCUUGCUGGCGAUGCACAGCAUGGAAGAGGCGCGCCUUCACCGUACGCAACGUUUGCAGACCAUACACUGCCGAUCUCGGACCUGGUCAUGUGCGCGGGCCGCUUUCCAGAAGGCGCGAAAUUGUGGUCUGCCGGUGCUGACGGCACUGUGAAAUUGUGGGAUCUGCGCACGCGCAGAAUGCUGAGCACAUUUGUGUUUGCUGCGCGCGUCGCAUGCCUUGCGGUCGAUCCCAUGGAGCGCUUCUUUUUCGCGAGUGUCGACGAUGGGAAAGGCGUGGCGUAUCGCGUUGAAAUGUACACGGAUGCGCCGGGCACUUGGCAUGCGCGCGCCACGCGCGGAGAGGCAGGUGAUGUCGAGCGCAUCGAUCCGGCACAUCCGCACGUCCAGCUCCAGCAUGGGAUCACCUCGCUCGCGCUUUCGAUGCACGCUUCGCAUGCGCUGCUCGGGACCGUCGCAGGCCAAGUGCAUGUCGUGGAUGUGACCAACCUGCAAGUCGUGCGUGUGUUGCAUGCAUGUGCUUCACAGCAAGCGACCGAUAACACGCCCGUAACCAAUAUUCUCGUGGUGCCCCGCCCGCCAGACAUGAUGCGUGCGCUGCAACUCAAUGCUGGCGGCAAGCGUGGAGCGACAAGAGAUGCCGACGCGGCGUGCAGUACAUAUAUGGACAUUCUACCGCAGCGCCCAAUUGCAAACCAGCUUGCAAGGACGCUGUGUGAUCCUUUCGAGAUGCCGCUCGUACCUAUGCGCCUCGGCGCGGCACCGGGGAGCGAAGCGGUGCACGAAUACCUCCUUGUGGACCGUGCACACCACAAGGAUGAUGCACCCGCCGACUCUAAUGAACCGGCAUCUACCGCCGAUCCUGCUCUGCACGCGCGGAUCGCCAAGCUAGAGUCGCAGCUGCAGCGCGCCAAGGCGCUGAACGACGAAAUGUGGCAGCAGCUGGUGCAUAAAAAUGUCGGCGGCGAUGCAAACGAUACCCUAUAG